UUUUUAGUCUAAACGCACUCAACAGCAUGGAAUCAAUUCUGUUCACCUUUACACAGUCACCAUCGUCACCAGCCGCUCUGGUUUCCACUCAAAACCCUAAUUUAAACCCAUUCAAUCACCAUAACCGUCUUCAAGCUUUCCGGUGUGCAUUAGCUUCUCAAACCAACCGAAAUCCGGCGGCGGCGGUAACCUGCAGCGCUCUGCAACAGCCGCACAUGGCAGCUCCGGCGAAGGAGGCGAAGCUAUGGGGAGGACGCUUCGAGGAAGGAGUUACGGACGCUGUUGAGAGGUUUACGGAGUCGAUUUCGUUCGAUAAAGCGCUUUAUAAACAGGAUAUUAGUGGUAGCCGUGCUCAUGCUUCAAUGCUUGCGAAACAGGGUUUGAUGAGUUUGAGCGAUAGGGAUAGCAUCAUCGAAGGUUUGAAUCAGAUAGAGCAACAAAUUGAAAGGGGAGAGUUCGUAUGGAGGACCGAUAGAGAAGAUGUACACAUGAACAUCGAAGCUACCCUUACUGAUUUGAUUGGAGAGCCCGCUAAGAAGCUUCAUACAGCUAGGAGUCGUAACGAUCAAGUUUCGACGGACUUUCGGUUGUGGUGUCGUGAUGGUAUUGAUACAAUCGUUUCACAUGUUAAACAGCUUCAGAUUGCUUUGGUGAGGCUGGCUAAGAAGAAUAUUGGCGUGAUUGUUCCUGGUUUUACGCAUUUGCAGAGUGCAGAACCGGUUUUUCUGCACCAUCAUAUCCUUGCUUAUGUCGAACAGCUUGAACUUGAUGCUAAGCGUCUGCUAGAUUGCAGAGCUAGACUGAAUUUCUGUCCUUUAGGUGCCUGCGCGUUGGCUGGCACUGGCCUGCCCAUAGAUAGGUUCAUGACUUCUGAUGCUCUCGGCUUUACUGCUCCAAUGAGGAACAGCAUGGAUGCGGUUUCGGACCGUGAUUUUAUAUUGGAACUUCUUUCUGGCAAUGCCAUAUUGGCGUUGCAUCUUUCGUGGCUUGGUGAAGAAUGGGGAUUUUGGGCAUCGGAGGAAUCUGGGUUUAGUAUGGAAGCUGUUGGCGGGAAGUCGGCUAGGGUUGUAGGAGAUUUGGUCACACUUCAAGUUUUAUGUAAGGGGCUUCCACUUACUUACAACCGUGACCUGCAGGAAGACAAAGAACCUGUAUUUGACAGUGUGAAAACAAUUAUCGGAAUGCUAGAAACGUCAGCAGACUUUGCACAGAACAUCACCUAUAAUCAUGAUAAAAUACAGAAGGUGUUACCAUCUGGUCAUCUUGCCUCUGGUUCGCUUGUGGACAGUGACAGUAUUCUAAAAGGUCUAGAUCAGAUAGAGAAACAGAUCGAAAGUGGAGAGUAUGUGUGGAUUCAAACCGAAGAACCUGCAAAGAAUCUUCUCACAGCUAGAAGUCAAAAUGGUCAACCUUCUACUGACUUUCACGUGUGGUGUUGUGACGCUAUUGAUACAAUAUUUUCGCAUGUUAAACAUCUCCAGGUUGCAUUGGUGAAGCUUGCUAAGAAGAAUACUGGAGUGAUUGUUCCUGGUUACACACAUUUGCAGAGGGCACAACCGGUUCUUCUUCAACAUCAUCUUCUAGCAUAUGUUGAACAGCUUGAACGUGACGCAGAGCGUCUACAAGAUUGCAGAGCUAGGCUAAAUGUAAUGAAGAACAGCAUGGCAGCGGUUGUUUCGGAUCUUGCAUUUGUUUUGGAAUUUGCUUCUGCUAAUUCCAUCACAGCCAUACAUCUUUCUCGUCUCGGUGAAGAAUGGGUGUUGUGGGCAUCGGAGGAAUUCGGGUUCAUUACGCCUAGUGAUUCGGUUUCAACCGGUAGCAGUAUAAUGCCUCAGAAGAAAAAUCCCGACCCUAUGGAACUUGUUCGUGGAAAGUCCGCUAGAGUUGUAGGAGACCUGAUUAAACUUCAACUUGCUCACAACCAUGGUCUUCAGGUAGACAAGGAGCCGAUAGCUGACAGCGUUAAAACGAUUAUCGGAAUGUUAGAAGUGUCGGCUGAGUUUGCACUGAACAUCACGUAUAAUCAGGAUAGAAUACAGAAGUCGUUACCAGCUGGUCAUCUUGAUGCCACUACACUUGCAGAUUAUCUUGUUCACCAGGAUAUACCUUUUAGAACUUCACACGACAUAGUUGGAAGGGGAGUUGCGUUGUGCGUUUCCAAAAACUGUCAGCUUCGGGACCUGAGUCUUGAUGAAUUACAAAGCAUUAACAACGUUUUUGAUGACGGAGUGUAUGACUAUCUUGGUGUAGAAAAUUCGAUCAAGAAGUUUAGUUCAUAUGGUUCCACUGGUUCUGAAUGCGUAGCCGCUCAACUAGAUUUCUGGAUUUCCAAGCUCAGUGUUGACGCUUAGUAUCCACGACUCUAAAAAAUGGGUAAUAUUUACCAUUUGAUGCAUCAUUUUGUGGUUGUACUUAUCUUUUGAAGGGUUGUCCCGCAUUUUGUUUCUAAACAAUGUCAUGCUGACCAAUAAAACAAAAUAGAUCUGUACUAGUUUGGUUUUUAUAAAAUGGGUCAAGGUAGGGUAGAGUCGAAUUGGUUUUCGCCUGAAGUUUGUAUUUGAUUAUGGUUUUGUUCUAAACGAAAAUCAGGUCGAUACCGAUUUAUAUCAAUCUGAUUUCUGUUCUAUUUCUUUUUAA
Helianthus annuus (common sunflower) is the source of this 2637-nucleotide messenger RNA. RefSeq names its product argininosuccinate lyase, chloroplastic. Gene Ontology annotation, molecular function: argininosuccinate lyase activity. Gene Ontology annotation, cellular component: cytosol. The coding region runs from base 27 to 2351 and encodes 774 amino acids. NCBI's taxonomy places the organism in Eukaryota, Viridiplantae, Streptophyta, Magnoliopsida, Asterales, Asteraceae. The transcript has 11 exons. The record is from RefSeq and is a predicted model, not a curated record.